AUGAAGGCCGUCAUAGGGAUACCGAUUGGAGGGGGAGGUAAACAAGACGGUGGUGGCGGUGGAGGUACUAACGAUAUCAUUAUAGGGGGAAGAGCUGGAGGUGGUAGUGGUAAUGGAGCUUGUAUACAUAAGGGUGGUGGUGGCGGAGCUUGCAAAAACAUUGGGGGUGGUGCAGGUAGUAUUAUUGGAGCAGGUGCAGGCGGUAAAAUCAUAGGAGGAGGCAUCGUAAACGGGAUGUUUGGUGGAGGUAGCAUUAGAGGUGGAGAAGGUGCGGGCAAAAAUAUUGGUGGUGGAGGAAGACAUAACGGAGGAGAUGGAGGAAGACAAAACGGUGGCGCUGGAGGUAAGCACAGCGGUGGCGGCGGAGGUGGAGCUAGCAGCAAUGGUGGCGGAGCAGAUAGAAGAACGAGUAAUGAGAAAGAUAAGUUGGUAUUCCUUGGUCUUCUCCACAAGAGUGUUGAGGGCCCUCACAAACAUAUCCUUGAUCGUGUUGAAGUGGGAAAUGAGAGUAUAACUGUAAGGCCGGUCUUCCGCGCGGCAAGUGAAGCAGGGCUCUGGGAGACGAGGCUUCAGCAAAGAUCGGCUGAGAAGUAUGCUGCUCUGGAACCCAAGAAUGUCAGAUCAGCCAUUGACUACUAG
Molecule: messenger RNA, 639 nt
Organism: Bombyx mandarina (wild silkworm)
Lineage: Eukaryota; Metazoa; Arthropoda; Insecta; Lepidoptera; Bombycidae
Product: glycine-rich protein 5-like
Source: RefSeq, a predicted model, not a curated record